Leucoraja erinaceus (little skate) is the source of this 4689-nucleotide messenger RNA. RefSeq names its product DNA nucleotidylexotransferase-like. The transcript is spliced from 7 exons. Gene Ontology annotation, cellular component: nucleus. NCBI's taxonomy places the organism in Eukaryota, Metazoa, Chordata, Chondrichthyes, Rajiformes, Rajidae. Gene Ontology annotation, molecular function: DNA binding; DNA nucleotidylexotransferase activity; DNA-directed DNA polymerase activity. The record is from RefSeq and is a predicted model, not a curated record. Gene Ontology annotation, biological process: double-strand break repair via nonhomologous end joining. Bases 1 to 1038 code for a protein of 345 amino acids.
AUGAGCUCAGUCGAGAAACUGGGAAGUUUGGGAAUCACACCCAAGAGGAGAAAGCAGAAAGAGGAAGAACUUUGUGGUUCGCACUGUCAAUAUGAAAUAAGGUUUCAAGAUCUGCUCAUAUAUGUUGUGGAAAGAAAAAUGGGAUCGAGCAGAAGAAUGUUUCUGAUGGAUUUAGCACGUAAGAAAGGAUUCAGAGUCGCUGAUAUCAUGAGUGAUUCAGUCACACAUAUUGUAACUGAGAAUAACUCCUGGAAUGAGAUUUGCGACUGGAUUCAAACCCAGAAGAUGUCAGAUGCCAACAAGUUGAAUUUACUUGAUAUCUCCUGGUUUACAGAUAGUAUGGGUGCUGGAAAACCUGUGGACAUAGAGGAACGGCAUAGAGUGCAGGUGCAGAAGACACAACUGCUUCAGUCAGUUGCACCAUCAGCAUCAUCAGUCUCACACGUUUCUCGAUAUGCCUGUCAGAGGAAAUCGACUCUCGACAACAAAAACAAGAUUUUUACGGAUACAUUUGAGGUUUUGUCAGAAAACUGCGAGUUCGAUGAAAACGCUGGCUCCUUUGUGGCAUAUUCACGGGCAACAUCAAUGUUAAAAUCACUUCCUUAUCCAAUAACUGGAAUGAAUGACCUGGAGGGACUGCCUUGUCUUGGAGACCAAACAAGAGUUAUAAUUGAGGAACUUCUGGAAGAAGGAGUUUGCUCCAGGGUUGAAAGUUUGUUAUGCGAUGAGAAGUAUAAAGCAAGAAAGCUAUUCACCAGUGUCUUUGGUGUUGGUGUGAAGACAGCUGACAAGUGGUAUGGACUAGGCUUUCGGACUUUGGAGGAAAUAAAAGCAGCAAAGGAUAUUACGUUUACCAAAAUGCAGAGGGCAGGGUUCUUGUACUAUGAAGAUAUCCUACAAGCUGUAAGCAAAGCAGAAGCUGAAGCAGUGAUUCAAAUAAUCGAAGAUAUUGUCGAUCAAUGUACUCAUGAUGCCAAGGUGACUUUAACAGGAGGAUUCAGAAGGUGGGUAAAAUGGAGAGAAUCUAUCAUGUUCUAACACAUUAUUUUAAUAUGUACUGUGGUUAAGAAUGCUACUUCCAGCUGUUGAAAGUCAUUUGUAUGAAGAUGGAACAAGGAAGCUGAGAGUCAUUUGAAAGGCCAGUGUUUCUCAUGUACUUGUGUUAUCACCUUCCCCACAGUCAACGAUGGACCAUUGUGGGCUCAAACUUGCCCUGGUCAUCUGGCUGGCUUCGAUAUGUUCUUUUCAUAUUUUUCAUUCUUUUGUUCUUUGUACCUUUUCGUACCUCUAGUUUCCCUCUCCCCCGACCCUCAGUCUGAAGAGGGAUCUCGACCCGAAACGUCACCUUUUCCUUUUCUCCAGAGAUGCUGCCUGUCCCACUGAAGUAUUCCAGCAUUUUGUGUCUAUCUUUGGUAUAAACCAGCACCUGCAGUUCCUUCCUACCCUGAUUGAUCAUGUAAUUGCCUGUUUGUUGAUGUGCAUUCUGAAAUAAUGAUUGCAUUUUAUUAUUUUUCAAGUGUUUUAAGAGUAUUAUUUGUUCUGAUUUGCUUCUUAUUUUUGGAAUGUAUAUUUGAAUGCCACAUUUUAAUUUCAGCAGCUGGCUGUUUUGCAUUCUUAGGAAUAAUUAGGAACCUCAGUGACACUGAGGACAUUUCAGGUCAUGUGUAAAGUCUGAACUAGGCAGAGGAGAUUAGCUGCUCUGAUGUUUCUGGAUAUUCUGGGUGGUGGACUCAUCCACCUAUUGUGACCUGGAAUUUGCUCUGAUAUUUCUGAGUCUUGGUGUCAUCCAUUAAUGACCAGAGAUUCUGGGUCAAAUCCAGGAAUUUCCCAUGUACAUCUUUUGGAUUGGAGCUACUUUGCAGUAAGAUGUGAUGCUUUUCAUUGGUAUCAUGCUUGUACACUGUAUGCAGACCCAUAACUACAUAGCAUUGUUGUCUUUCAUAAAUGGGCUAAAUGUUCCUGUCCAUAUCAUUUCAAAAUUACUUUUCUUAUUAUCCACAACGGGAUUAUUUCUAAAAAACCCUACAAAGUGCUGGAGUAAUUUAACAGGUCAGUCAGCAUCCCCGGAGAACAUGAGCAGAAGAAGGGUCCCGACCCGAAACAUCACCUCUCCAUGUUCUCCAGAGAUGCUGCCUGACCUGUUGAGUUACUCCAGUACUGUGUCUUAUUUUGUAAACCAGCAUCUGCCUACAAGCAUCUGCUUACAUCUGUUUAUAAGAAUGAUCCCAAGAAUGAGUAGGUUAACCUAUGAUGAGUGUUUGUCGGCAUUGGGCCUGUACUCGCUUGGGUUUAGAAGAAUGAGGGGGAACCUCAUUGAAACGUACAGAAAAGUGAAAGGCUUGGUUAGAGUGGAUGUGGAGAGGAUGUUUCCAUUAGUGGAAGAGUUUAGGACUAGAGGUCAUAGCUUCAGAAUUAAAGGAUGUUAUUUUAGGAAGGAGAUGAGGAGAAAUUUAUUUAGUGAGAGGGUGGUGAAUGUGGAAUUCUUUGCCGCAGAAGGCUGUGGAGGCCAAGUCAGUGGAUUAACGCAGAGAUAGAUAGAUUCUUGAUUAGAACUUCAUUGUUAUUGUACAAUUUACAGUGUAACAGAGUUUUAUGUUUUACACUGCGUAAAUAAUCAUAAUCAUAAUCAUAACAGUAAUUUAUUAGCCAAGUAUGUUUUGCAACAUACACAAGGAAUUUGAUUUGCCGUACAGUCACAUCAAUAAAGAGCAACAAGACAGCCAAAUGCAUUUUUAACAUGAACAUCCACCACAGCCGAACAUCCACCACAAAUGGAAAAAAUAUUCAGGCUUUCAUAGCUUAAACUUUACAUUAAUUAAAAUACUUCAGCAUUUAAAUUCAUCACAUUUCAUACAUUAAAUAAUUCCCUUUAUUUUUGAGCAUAUGUUGAUUUAUUUUUGAGAGGAGGAUUCCCAUGUUUUUAGUGAGCCCAGUAUGUCAGGGUUGUAGAUAUAAGCAAAAUGCAUCAAGGUAAAUAAUGCAACACUUGGAUAUUGGAUCAUAUUUCUAGUUUAUAAUGGUGUGAAUUACAUAGUAGAUUUAUGUUAACACCACCAUUUGGAUCCAGCACCAAGCAGUGAUAUCAUAUAAAAUGACCGGCACUGUUAUAAAUGCAGUUUAUUGAAAGCUUCACUAUUAAUCAUCAAUAGUACAACAUUUCACCUUCAUUUACAUUAUACAAUGAAAGGAGUUAAAAGGGUCAUGCAGUGGCUGGUAUUCCUGUUUCAACAGCUUCAGGGAUCAGAUACAGACUGCAAGGAAAUAUCCCAGUAACUGUGUUUGGCUUCCUCUGGGUGCUCCGGUUUCAUCCCAUAUUCCAAAGGUUGAUAUAGUUGGUUACUACGGAUUAUGUUUUGGUAUAGAUCAGUAAAAAAGAGGUACUGAUGGGGGUGUGGGAUGGAAUAUGUUUCAAGGCUACAGGGAAAUAAGGAAGGGAGGGGAGGUGGAGGAUGGAACAGAUUGACUUUCUCUGCUGAAAGCUAGCAUGGACACAACAGACUUUAUGGCCUCAUUUGUGUUGCAGCGAAUACAUUGAAACUGUUGAAAUAUUAGCAGGUAUCCCAGGGAAUUCUGUCUAGACCAAUGCGUCAGUGAAAGCAAUCAUGAACUGGCAGCACCAAAUUAAAUAACCUCAUCCUUUUGAGAGGUGAGAAGAUCUGUACCAUGUAGGUAAGCAUCAGAACAUCUACACUACACAUUUUUAAUGUACAAAGACCAACAAAAGAGGAAGAGUCCCGACCCAGAAUGUGACCUAUCCAUUUUCUCCAGAGAUGUUGUCUGACCCAUUGAGUUACUCCAACAUUUUGUGUCUAUCCAACUAAAAAGGCAUUGUUUUGGUAUGUGAUAUUGUUUUAAGUUCCGACCAUCUUCACUCUCUUGGCUCACUGACCUGGACCUUUUCUUUCUCCUCCUUCUCUUCUUUCCCCAUCACAAAUCCUCCCUCUCCUAAGCACAAAGAGGAAGGAUGUAAGUAUAAAAUAAAUAUGAAAUUGUAUUCCAGAAAGAAUCAUUCCUUGGCUAGAAGAUGUAAAUAAUUUACAAUACCUUGAUUUCUGUUCACAGCUUUUUCAGUAGUUUAGGACUUGUGGUUCUAUCACUUUAGCGUCAUGGGUAAAUAACACGAGGCAGGGUCUUACACGAUUAAUACGAUGAAGAAUUUGCUGGUUAAUUUACAUCACUAUUUCUAUCAUGGAUUGUGUGUAUUCUUCAAGAACUGUAACUGAAACAACUAGAUACUUAGAGACAUAGAGAGAUGCAGCGUGGAAACAGGCCCUUCGGCCCAACUUGCUGCACACCAGCCAACACGUCCCAGCUACACUAGUACAACCUUCCCGUGUUUGGUCCAUAUCCCUCCAAACUUGUCCUAUCCAUGUACCUCUCUAACUGUUUCUUAAAUGUUGGGAUAGUCCCAGCUGCAACUACCUCCUCUGGUAGCUUGUUCCACCCACUGAGUGAAAAAUUUACCCCACAGAUUCCUAUUAAAUCUUUUCCCCUUCACCUUAAACCUAUGUCCUCUGGUCCUCGAUUCAUCUACUCUGGGCAAGAGACUCUGUGCAUCUCCUUGAUCUAUUCCUCUCAACAUAUUAUACACCUCCAUAAGAUCACCCCUCAUCCUCCUGUGUUCCAAGAAAUAGAGUCCCAGCCUACUCAACCUCUCCCUAUAGCUCAGACCCUUUAGACCUGGCAACA